Molecule: messenger RNA, 1785 nt
Organism: Caenorhabditis bovis
Lineage: Eukaryota; Metazoa; Nematoda; Chromadorea; Rhabditida; Rhabditidae
Source: the annotation of a GenBank genome assembly
AUGCGGCUCGUGUGGCUCAUCGUCUGUUUAAAGCUCACCGCCGGCCUCAAUGUGCUCUUUCAUGCUUCCGUUAUUGGUCAAUCGCAUAUUUCGUUUCUCGACACUGCCGUCAAUGUAUUGGCGAAAUAUGGGCACAGUGUGGACAUGAUCUUCGCUGUCUACAAUGAUAUGGUUGAUAUUCGAUUCACGGCGAGCAUUCGAAGGAAUUACACAUAUGGCUAUUCGGAGAAACACUACUGGAAGAACAGAACGCCUCAUUUGGCGAAUCCGUUCAUCAAACCGCCAAGACCACUUAUUGAUUUGAAGGGUUUUGAUCUACUGGCAAUCGAGCUGUGCAAAAUUGGAAUUAAUGAUGGCAAUCUUCUUGAGUUUAUCAAAGAAGGGCAUUAUGAUAUUGGGAUUACAAAUGAUUAUGAACCGUGUGGGACCAUUUUGUUCAAAGCCGCUGGGGUACCUGUAGUUGCGAGCUAUGUUCCAACUCCAUUGUUUUUUAGUCAAGUUGUUUCUGCGGGAUUGCCAAUGCCGACGAGUGUUUAUGGAACCACGUUAUAUCCGGAGCAUGAUGGAUCCAUGUACGACAAGACGUUCCACCUGAUACGAUCCGCAUAUUUUCAUUAUGUCUGGUAUCCCUUUAUCCUGAAGUCUUAUGAUCAAGCAUCUCGUGCUAAAUUUGGACACGAUUUUCCAAGUGCUGAAGAGUUGGAGCGAAAUAUUGAUAUCGUUUUUGCGAACUCGAAUGAAAUAAUUGAGCAACCGAGGCCGAUAUCACACAAAAUCAAGUAUAUUGGAGGAAUGGGAGUUAAAAAGGCGAAACCAUUAAGCAAUCAACUCGUCGCCAUUCUAGAAAGUUCGCAAAAAGGCGUCGUUUUAUUCUCGUUUGGCACUCAAGUACGGACCACAGCGAUUCCUGUAGAGAUUCGAAAGAAUUUCCUGGAGGCUUUCAAGCAUUUCCCAGAGUAUGCCUUUAUUUGGAAGUAUGACAAUUUGACGGAAGAUGCUCUCGAUUUUGGCGGUGCUGAAAAUGUGCACAGAUUGGAAUGGUUGCCACAAACCGAUUUAUUAAAAGAUCAUCGGGUUAAGCUUUUCAUCAGUCAUAUGGGCAUGAAUUCAUUUUUGGAAACGUCAGAAUCUGGAGUUCCAGUUCUUUCGAUCCCACUUUUCAUUGAUCAACAGCACAAUUCCCAAAAUGCCGCAUUUCUUGAAAUGGGUCUCAUUGUGAAUCGGAACGAGAUUACUGUGGAAAAUUUGGUGAAAACGUUGAAAAAACUGCUUGGCGAGCGCAAAUAUGGGCAAAAUGCUGCGAAAAUAGCGAAAUUGAUUCGAAACAAGCCCGAACAACCCGAAGAGGUGUUCGUUAAAUGGAUCGAAUUUGCUGCGAACCAUCCAGGAUUGCAUAAGAUUUUCAAUCUUCCCGGUGCCGAAAUGGGACCAUUCUUGUAUUAUUCGGGUGACGUCAUUGUCUUUAUUUUGCUCAUCAACUUCAUCGUCGGCAUCACAAUUUUCACGAUUUUCGCGAUUUUUUGCCUUCUUCUUACUGUAUUUGCCGAUGUCGACGAAUUGAUUGAUCCGACGGAUGGUCAGAGGAACGCCUAUGAAUCGAUUCGGAAACUCAAAAAAUGUCUCGAUAAGGUUGAUAGAAAACGGGUCCAACGCGUUUGCGAAGGCAAAAAGGGCGUCGAACGCGACAAAUGCGUUCUAAUGUACACACACCAAAUUAUGCCCACUUUGAAGGAAUGUGUUGAGAAUACCAAGUCGGCCGCUCGUCGAGUGCACACUGAACUUUGA